UUACUACCUAUCGAUUAUAAGUCUAAAUAUUAUUUAUGUAAAUUACCUAAUGCACAACAAUAAGACGUAAUAACACAUACUUCGUGGAGUUUAAUUGAGAAAAGAAAUAUUAAUGUAUCUUAACUGCCAUCUCCAUGACCCCAUUUUAUUAUCCAAUAUUUGAGAUGGUUAUUAAUUUUAUGAAGGGUGGUAUUGAAAUAUUUUCCCCCUCUAUUUUUGUAUUUUAAUAACGUCUGGUUUUUAUGAAUUUUUAUCAAUGUUUGUUGGUGUAUAUAGUAUAAAGUUUAAAGUAAAACAAAAACACUCGCAAGAUGUUUUUUUUUUGCAAUUCUACUAAGAUUUGUUUUCCUCUUUUUUUCGUGCAUUUUCAACGAUCCUUUUUGCGAGGGUAUAUUUUUUUCAAGAAGGGCGUGUCGUUGUGUAAAUUUUAACACUAUUUCAAUAUGCACAAGAUGUGUGUGAAUGGACACAAAAGUACUGUAAACUGUGAAGUGUUAAAAUAACCGUGAAAAAAAAAUUCAAAAUACCCCCUAUAACUCUAUGUCUAAUAUUAUUAUUAGAUAAUAACCAAUUACGGGGUACGUUGAGGGGUAGAAAAGUAGAAAUGUAAAUAUGAAAAAAAAACUUCUUCGAUCUACUCGACAUGUAACGCGUAACAUCGCUUGACCUGGCGUACCACCCUGUUACCGGCUCUGAAACAUUAAUCCGACACGGUUAUUCAUUAUUAUUAUGAAUUCAGGCACCUGUCAUUAUUCACCGACACGUAUUUAAACACACACGCGCCUGUAGUUUAGUACUUUGGCAAUUAUAGGAUUGUUCCCGAUUAAUAUAGCAUAGACGCCGAAUAAGUUAUUGUGAGCGUCCUAUAAAAACAUCGUGAUAAUUGUGAUUAAAUCGAAGUAAAUCGUCGUUCAAGCUGAACAGAGAAAGGUCUUGGUUGCCAGAGAUACGGGUCAACAGAAUGGACUUGGAAGACCGGAGAAUCCGUCGUAAGACACCAAAAAUCAAAUGUCACGAAAGAAAAACCAACCGUAAAGAAACGUAUAAUUGGAAGACCAAAGGAAAAAUAAAGUGCCCGGACAAAGGGACGACGAAAAUCCAAAAACCUGCUCAGAUCAACCCUCUAAUGACGAUACUGAUGAGUUCCCGGCCUCAACUUGACCAACCAACCAGCGAUGGGAUUUGUACCGAGAGAGUGCCUUUGACUACAUACAGGACCGUGGUGCUGGAACUUCCCGAAAACUUGCAGUACAAACCUGCCGUAAAGAAGUCAGCUCUCGCCUGCAAAUUAACAGCCCGCAAAUGCGUCGCGCCUGAUGCUAAUAAAUCGAAAUUGAGCUUGAGAUGGUAAAUGUACGUGUCGUAAAAAUAAUGAUUAUUUAUAAUAAGAAUCAGCGAUUAAGUCGUGUCCUUAAUAAACGUGGUCGGUUUUU
Molecule: messenger RNA, 1433 nt
Organism: Acyrthosiphon pisum (pea aphid)
Lineage: Eukaryota; Metazoa; Arthropoda; Insecta; Hemiptera; Aphididae
Exons: 4
Coding region: 962-1351 (129 amino acids)
Source: RefSeq, a predicted model, not a curated record